Messenger RNA from Rhinopithecus roxellana (golden snub-nosed monkey), 2707 nucleotides. It is a transcript of the gene B3GNT4, whose product is annotated as UDP-GlcNAc:betaGal beta-1,3-N-acetylglucosaminyltransferase 4. NCBI's taxonomy places the organism in Eukaryota, Metazoa, Chordata, Mammalia, Primates, Cercopithecidae. Gene Ontology annotation, cellular component: membrane. The transcript is spliced from 2 exons. Gene Ontology annotation, molecular function: hexosyltransferase activity. Bases 125 to 1186 code for a protein of 353 amino acids. The record is from RefSeq and is a predicted model, not a curated record.
GCCUCCUCCAGAAGCCCCGCCCACCCCCGAGCCCCGAGCGCUCCGUGCACCUGGGGACCAUCCGCCCUGGCUCCGCUGCGCGAGCUCCUCGCCCGUACCCCGGCGCCACGCUCAGGGACCGGCAAUGCUCCGCAGGCUGGGCUGGCUGGUCUCGUACAGCCUGGCUGUGCUGUUGCUCGGCUGCCUGCUCUUCCUGAGGAAGGAGGCCAAGCCCGCAGGAGACCCCACGGCCCACCAGCCGUUCUGGGCUCCCCCAGCACCCCGUCACAGCCGGUGUCCACCCAAUCACACAGUGGCUAGCGCUUCUCUGUCCCUGCCUAGCCGUCACCGCCUCUUCUUGACAUAUCGCCACUGCCGAAAUUUCUCUAUCUUGCUGGAGCCUUCAGGCUGUUCCAAGGAUACCUUCUUGCUCCUGGCCAUCAAGUCACAGCCUGGUCACGUGGAGCGCCGUGCAGCUAUCCGCAGCACGUGGGGCAGGGCUGGGGGCUGGGCUAAGGGCCCGCAGCUGAAGCUGGUGUUCCUCCUGGGGGUGGCAGGACCCGCUCCCCCAGCCCAGCUGCUGGCCUAUGAGAGUAGGGAGUUUGAUGACAUCCUCCAGUGGGACUUCACUGAGGACUUCUUCAACCUGACGCUCAAGGAGCUGCACCUGCAGCGCUGGGUGGUGUCUGCCUGCCCCCAGGCCCACUUCAUGCUAAAGGGAGAUGAUGAUGUCUUUGUCCACGUUCCCAAUGUGUUAGAGUUCCUGGAUGGCUGGGACGCGGCCCAGGACCUCCUGGUGGGAGAUGUCAUCCGCCAAGCCCUGCCCAACAGGAACACGAAGGUCAAAUAUUUCAUCCCCCUCUCAAUGUACAGAGCCACCCACUACCCACCCUAUGCUGGUGGGGGAGGAUAUGUCAUGUCCAGAGCCACCGUGCGGCGCCUCCAGGCUACCAUGGAAGAGGCUGAACUCUUCCCCAUUGAUGACGUCUUUGUGGGUAUGUGCCUGAGGAGGCUGGGGCUGAGCCCCAUGCACCAUGCUGGCUUCAAGACAUUUGGAAUCCAGCGGCCCCUGGACCCCUUAGACCCCUGCCUGUAUAGGGGGCUCCUGCUGGUGCACCGCCUCAGCCCCCUGGAGAUGUGGACCAUGUGGGCACUGGUGACAGAUGAGGGGCUCAAGUGUGCAGCUGUCCCCAUACCCCAGCGCUGAAGGGUGGGUUGGGCAACAGCCUGAGAGCGGACUCUGUUGAUUCUCUAUCACGGUGAGAAAAUGAUCCCUGCUGGUCUACAGAAAAUGCAACUUGGUUUUUGUAACUCUCCUCACCUUGUUAGCUCUGAUUAAAAACAUGCAACCUGGCUAGCUUGUCUAGCAUAUGUUGAAUGGGAGCCAAAGGGUAGCAAAUGCUGCCAGGAACCUGUGGGGGAUUCCUGGAGCCACCUGCGGCGCUGCCAGUCUGGGGCCUGAAGGAAGGAGGCUGUAUAGGACGCCAGGAGAGAGACGCAUUUUCUCUUUUAGAUGCAAACAAAAUCUUACUCUUCUCCUUUGGAUACAAUAGAGAAAAACAAAGGAAAGAAAGGAACAAGAGGCCUGUGUUGAGAGUCCUGUUGAGAGCACCAGGUAAACAUUUCGCAUCCCUUCCCUUAGUAGUCGUCCGUCUUUUCACUCCUUGGCCUGAGCUGUCCUCACAGGGCAGUGAGGGCAGAUCAGAGAACACAUUAGAAAGACUUAAAAGCAAAUCGUACAAACUGGACAGGUUCCCCGCUCCCCGCCAAAACUCGCAUCCCAACAGAGGGAACAAGUACUAAAUCAUUUUUGACAAUGUAAAUAAUACUGAAAACAGGUUAAACAGCUGCUGAACUUAAGGGCAUGACAAAAAGGAUUCCUCUCUCUGACCCAGGUCAGCAAAAUGCUUUGGGAGUGAGGUGAAAAAAUGGGUGGGUAAGAGCAGCUGUACAGAGUGGGGUGAAAUGUUAAACAAGGUACAGUGCCCAAGGGCUGAGAACCAGGUCCAGUGCAAGCCUGAGACCACAGGAGGCACUCAGAGCUCACAAAGGCGUCUCGCCUGAUUGGCCAGAGCAGGACCUGCCACCUCUUCUCGGUGUAGACACUCAUGCCAACCCUGGGCAGGAUGGCAUCUGCCCCUGCUUUCUCCACUGAGUGGGGAGACACGGCAGUGGACUCUGGCCCUCAAUCCUCACGCAGGUAGGCCUCCUGCUCCAGCUCAGCCGGCUCCUCCCCUUCCUCCUGUGUUUUCUGACGGAGCUCUUCUAUCUGUGCUUCUGCCAGCUUGGUUUCUGCUUUCCGGGAGAGCUGGUGCACCUCGUCCACCUGCAGUUUCACCAGCUGAAUGUGAUUCCUGGCGGUUAUAGAGGCCUGAUCUGCGCCUGCCAAAACAUGGGACAAUCGGGUUGAGCAGUCGUGCAGGGCAGAAGGCUCACGUGGACGUCGGCCUGGGGGUGCUGUGGCUGUCAUUUGAACCCCUCCUGGGGUCAUUUUCCUUGACCUCUGCAAAGGAACUUCCACCUCUGUGUUCAGGUCUGGAUUUAACCGAUACUGUCAAAAACAGUAUUUUUCUUCAGCUAUCAGCGGCCAACACAAUUAUUAACUCUCACAAUCAUCUUUAUAGCUACACAGCUUUUAGUACAGACCUUUGAUGAAUUUUUUUAACUACACAUCAUCCAUUUCUUUUUGACACAGAGAUCACGAAUACCAUCGCCAAAGAUCCCUUUC